CCUGCUGGCCGUGCGUGUGGGUGCAGUGUGCUCUCCGCAGCACCGUUUUGGGUUCUCCCGCUUCCGUUCGGCACCUCCAACGCUCAGUACGGCACCAGACUUGGACGGAAGUGGAACAAACGAAGCGGAAACAGAGUCACGCGACAACAAAACCGAACUCGAAUAUGGAAAAGUUUUCCCUUAACAAAUGUAGCACUGAUAAACGCAGUUCGGAGUGAACUUCAUGAAUGGCCAUGACUAAUUGCAGCCAUCCAACAGCACCAGCAGCAUUCGUUGUGUGAACUCCAAUGGUGGAGGAGGUUACCUCUUUUUUUUCAAACGAAAGAUUUCACUACUUCGGUAUCUCUGUAUCUGUCGGUGUCUCAUUUGAGCGGCUCGAAUGAUCCGCCUGUAAUUAUGAUUGCGUGAAGAAAUCAAUACGAGGAGGAUGGCCAGCAAGCCCAUGAGCACCAGCUGCCAGAGCAUUGCGACGGCGGCCAGCAGUGCGGCCACCACGGCGGCGGCGGUGUCCAUCUCGGCCUCCAAUGCCACCUCCGUGGGCUCCCUCAUCGCCGCCGCCUGCCUCCAGCAGCAGCAGCAACAUCCCCACCAGGACCAGCAGCAACAAUAUCCCCAGUCCCAGCAGCAACACCUCUAUCAGACCCAUCAGCAAUCAUCGCACUAUGUCAACGGCACCGGCAGUCUGGGCAGGCUCAAGUUCCACAAGAGUCUCGAUGCCAGCGACGAGGAAAUCGAGUAUGCGCAGCUAUCUCGUUCCACACAUAUCCUGGGACGCCAUAAAUCGGAGCGUUUUCUGGCUUCCAAUCCCGACGAGGAUCGACGACGCCGCACCAUAAUUGUGGAGAAGAAGAACAACUCAUAUGGAUUUACGCUGCAGAGCUAUGGGAUCCACUACAAACGCGAUGAGGAGCUGGAGAUGAUUACUUAUGUGGACUACGUGGAGUACGGUGGUCCGGCCUAUCGUGCUGGAAUGCGUGAGGGCGACGUAAUCCUAUCCAUCAACGGCAAGGAUAUGGAGAAGGCGGACCACAAGACCAUCGUCGAGUUCAUCAAGCAGUGUGACACCAGGAUGCGGAUGGUCGUUCUCUUCGAGGAUUGUGUGAGGAAGGUCGAUCUUCACAUGCGCUAUAUCCAACUGCAGAGCCUGUUGCAGCAAAAGAUGAACGAGCUGGAGAGGGUUCAUCUGAGGGAGCGGGAGCUGCUGGAGGGCAAAUGGAAGACGCACAGCUUGCCAGCCCGGAAGAAGGCUAAUGCGAACACUUCACCCAGCGACGGGGAGGGUGUCUCACCCACUGAAGUGGGUGGUGAAACGGGCUUCUAUCGACCCGCCCUCUCCACCGAGGAUGUGCCAAACAUGGCGGCCCGCCAGCAGGCUGUGGGUGGACCAGGAAUCAUACCACCUCCCGCUCAAUUUAUGCUCACCUACCACUACCUGGAUCCCACUUAUCGGUACGUGCUGCGACCCACCCACGGCAGCUCAGAGGACUACAUAGAUGGCCUGGGUCUCCAGAGGAGCAGUAGUGAUCACCAGCAAACCGCACAGCGUUAUAUCCUACAGCGAACCGAGUCCGUGGAUGCGAAUUCGAUGACUCAACCCACAACCACGCCGCCUACUCAAUAUCACAGCACCACUGGCGGAUCGGUAAAGCCACCGGCACCACCUCCUCGCACUUGUGAGAAGCACAAGCCACCAGCAAAGCCCCCAAAAACGGAGAAGGAGAAGACCUCCGGGAAGCAUAUUCAUGUGGGCCAUUCGUGCAAUCCCUGCUUGGGUCACUUCCGAUGGAAGUCGGCCGAGAAGUCGGCGGUUCCAGCGCCAGAUAAUGUUAGCCUGGAUGCCUAUGAUCUGGCCAGUCCCUGCUGCGAUACGCAUUGUGUGCCAUCAAGGAGACGCCAUCGCCAGCACAAGGAGCACACGCAUAAGCACAAACAUCGGGAGAGGGAACGGGUGGAGGGCAAGGAGCAGAGGGUCCGACCCAAGUCCACAUCCCACGCCUCACCCAACGCCAAUGGAGGAGGAGGAGGAAAUGCAGGAUCUGGCCAUCAUCACCACCAUCAUCAUCACCACCACAGCCACGAGCAGCAGCAACAACAACAACAGCAACAGCAGCAACAACAACAGCAAUUGCAGACAGUUCCCCACCAUCAUCACUAUCCCCACCAGGUGCAGAAUCCCUGUCAGGUGCAAUCCCAAUCUGGUAGCACCCGAUCACGCUACUUCGACUUGGCCUCCGGAUUGGCCAGCCAUUGCAGCUUGCAUUCCUGCACCUCAAGUGAGUUUGCCCCAGGGGACACCGCUUCGUAUACCACUUCCAUCAGUACGGAUACAUUGUUCUGGGAUCCCAAAAGCGAGACGGGUCAAUCCCGACAACACUCCACAAAAUCCAGGCAGUCCUACGAACAGCAACCACAACAGCAGCAGCAGCAGCAACAACAACCACACCAUCAACAACCGCACCACCAUCAUCAUCAUCACCAGGGGGAGUACCACCAACGCUAUCAUGUGACCGCCAAUCAAAUGCAGCCCCCGCAGAUCUAUCCCAAUGCCAUAGCUUAUGUUCAGAAACCCAAAUCCUGGGACAAUCUCGCCAACAAGGCGGGCUAUAAUGUCGGUUACGGCUACCUUGACACGGUGGCCGUGAGGCCAGCCAUUAAAAUGCAAAUUGCCCAGCAGCGCCACUCGAUGCCGCGAAGGAAUCCGUACGGCAGAUACUCCACCUACGGAGAUGUGGAGAACUAUGCCCCACCGCCCACCGAGUUUGUGGGCGAGCUGACCACCACCACAACCACCACGAUUACGGCCAAGUCCACGGAGGAGCUGCUGGCCGCCUGCGAUUGCUUGAGCCCCCAGCAGCAGGCUGCUAUCAAGGCUGCCCAGUACCAGCUCAGCCAAAACCAGAAGCUGACCCACCAGAACUCCUGCCAGAUGGGUUACUACUCGCAUCUGCCGCGGCCCACCACAGAUGUGGGCACCUCCACCACCAGUCAGCAGGUGCACGGGGCAGGAGAUGUCCAAACCACGUCGGAGGCCACCAGGUUGUAAAGUGGCAGUAAAAAGAUACAACUAGGAACCGUCUCAAGAAGAAUAAGAGUGCACUAAGAGUUGUAGUUUAAUCGAAUAGCCCUCGGCUUUAACAAGUAUUCAUUAUAUGAGUUAAAAAUUCAAGCAAGGUUUUUAAUAAGUACUGAAUUAAAUGAGUAUGGAUGAGAUAAAGAAUAGGGGAAUUGUUGAUAUAAGAAUUGGGUUGGAAAAUUUAAAAUUCACGGAAAGAAUAUAAAAAUUCGAACACAACUAAAUAUUUUAUCUAUUUCAUUGAACAGACUAUCAAAUUAUACUUAAAAUUUUAUAAAUUAUUUUCACAUAAAACCUUAAAUGAUAAAUUGUAGCAACUAUUAAGCCAAAGAGUGAAAUAUUUCUUAAUUAAUUAGUUUAGAUUUUGGCUCUGGGAGUAAUAAAAUAUUUAGGUAAUCCAUAUUUAGUCAAUGGAACAGAUACAACUUAUGUCUUUAACUCGAAUUUAAAUCUGUACUCAUUUAAUUCAAUGUUAAGUCAAACGCUAUCCCAAUGACUAACUUAUCCACUCAUGAGUGCACUCACAUUCAGCUCCAUUCGCGUCUUAAUAACCGAACAUCGAAAUCAUUUGAAAUGGUAACUAAAGCCAAAUUUUAAACAUAUAACUCAAACAGACAAAAAUCAGCAAAUAGCUUAACUACUCACAUAUAUAUAUUGUGAGUUUCAUAGACGUAAGAAAAAAAUGUAGCAUCCAAAAAUCACAAGACAAUACACAGAGAUAAGCCCAAAAGAAGAUACUUCUAAGAGUAGAUGAUUCAAAAUUAUUAAACCUUAAGAUCCAUACAAAUUAAACUUGUAGCCAUCUUAUGUGUAUGAAACUCACUUUAUAUAUACGCGAUAUAACUAGGACGCAUUGACGUUUAGAUUUUUGGAUUUAUUGAAAGACUGAAAAGCCAUGCGCAUAUUCCAAAUGAGAGAAAAAUCUGGCGUCUUGUAAUGAUAGUUAGAGGAUUAUAAAUAUCUGUAUAAGCCGCAUAAUAAUAUGGUUACCUAUCAUGCAACUAGAUACUGUUUUACAUGUAGCAUAUACACACACUUAAGCAUAUAUAUUUAAUGUAUACUGUAUCCGAACAAUGUAAUUUAUUUCAUUGUGAUAGUGAAAGAGCAGGCACUAAAAACCGCAACAAUUUUAGUCGCAUUUUUAUCAAGCAACCAACCAAAUAUGAUUUAAAACGCUUUUAUGUAAUGCGAAAUGUAAAUGUUAUUGUACUUCAUGUAAUGCAAUAAAACUCAAGAAAUGUGUUCAUGUAGUGUGACCCUUAGAAAAAUUAGAAA
Messenger RNA from Drosophila elegans, 4348 nucleotides. RefSeq lists its product as uncharacterized. The record is from RefSeq and is a predicted model, not a curated record. The transcript is spliced from 3 exons. Gene Ontology annotation, molecular function: protein binding. Lineage: Eukaryota; Metazoa; Arthropoda; Insecta; Diptera; Drosophilidae. Bases 428 to 3043 code for a protein of 871 amino acids.